Pararge aegeria (speckled wood butterfly) is the source of this 1878-nucleotide messenger RNA. RefSeq names its product WW domain-binding protein 11. Gene Ontology annotation, cellular component: spliceosomal complex. Gene Ontology annotation, biological process: mRNA cis splicing, via spliceosome. NCBI's taxonomy places the organism in Eukaryota, Metazoa, Arthropoda, Insecta, Lepidoptera, Nymphalidae. Bases 128 to 1825 code for a protein of 565 amino acids. The record is from RefSeq and is a predicted model, not a curated record. The transcript is spliced from 11 exons.
AGCUUGCGGCUUUAUAUUUGGAAAUUUGGUUUUUUCUUCAGCAAUAAAUGAAAUUGACUGUAAAUAACAUAUGAGUUUUGUUAUUUUUACUUUCGGUUUAACCUGAAUUAGAAAAGUAUCCAUCAAGAUGGGUCGGCGUUCCAUAAAUACCACCAAGAGUGGUAAAUACAUGAACCCUACGGACCAAGCACGUAAGGAGGCUCGUAAGAAAGAAUUAAAGAAAAAUAAAAGGCAAAGGCAGAUGGUGAGGGCAGCGGUGCUUAAAAUGAAAGAUCCUACUCAAAUACUAGAAGAACUUCAGAAAAUUGAUGAAAUGGAGUAUAAUGUAUUGCAACCAUCACCACUCAAUGAAAAAGUUUUGAAGGAGAAAAGAAAAAAAUUGAGAGAGACUUUUGAUAGGGUUUUGAAGAUGUAUGACAAGGAUGACUCAGAAAAGUGGGUAGAAUUGAAACGCCAAGAGAUGGAGUAUGAAAAGCGGAGAGCCCACCUGAUAUCAUACUAUGAGUCUGUCAAACAUGCUCAGUCUGUACAAGUUGAUGACAUCCCAUUGCCUACUUUACAAGUUCCUGAAAAUAUCAUAUACGGCAAUGUACCAUCUCAAAUUCCACUGCCUCUAGACACUGUACAUCCAAAUUUAUCAGUCAGACCUAUUUUGAAGAAGGACUCAGUUUAUAAAGAAAGACCAUCAGGCAUAGAACCACCCGGCGUGCCCCCUGGCCCGCCGCCAGACUAUGAAGCCCUAAUACAGGAAACUGCGAAUGCUUUAGACAAACUACAUAAAGAAAAGAAAACAUUGCGCUUCUCAGACCUGCCCGACGAAGGACCGCCUGGGGAAAGUAGACCAAACCAAUUACCACCUCAGCAACCGGUACACCAACCAGCUCCGGAAGCCAUAGAAGCUGAAGAUCUGGAUGGAGAAGCCAUGGAUGAAGACCACGAGUUGGAAUCACCAUUGGCUGCCCAGCAGGCCCCAAAACCCACGUCACUGCAGCAAAGAAUGUUGGCGCUAUCUGGACAGAAUAUAGACGACUUUAUGAAAGAGAUGGAAGAGGUACACAGGAAGAGGGAAAGGGAUAGAGCGGCUGAUUUGACUGCAAGAUUGAGUGCCCUGAAGCGCACGGGGCACGGCGGACGGGACAGCGACUCGGACAGUGACAAUGAGCCACACGCGACCCAUCACCACAACCACCACGACUUCACGCUGGAGCCGCCGGGCGCCGAGGUCCGGCAGAUACCGCCACCGCUGCUGCCACCAGGUCUUCGGCCGCCUAUGCUGAGACCGCCCGGAGCCCCACAAGGUGUACCCCCGGGAGCCCCACCGGGUUUACCCCCUGGCAUUCCUCAUGGAGGACCUCCCGGACCACCGCCCGGACAACAUCCCGGAUUACCCCUUGGAAUGCCAGGGUCAGGUCACCCAGGCGUGCCCGUCAUGCCAACUGGAGCGCCGCCGGGGCCCCCGCCAGGCCUGCCAACACGAGGGGGGCUGCGUCCCCCAGGCCCGCCACCAGGGGCGCCGCCUCGCCUGCUCCGGCCAAUGGUACCACCGCCACCGCCACACGUCUCCGUCCUCUCCGCCGCACCACAGCUUAUAUCAAAGAAGGAUGCCGCUCAAGGCGCAACGAUAAGCGCGAAGCCCCAGAUCAGAAAUCUGUCAGCCGACGUGACCCGGUUCGUGCCAUCCGCUUUAAGGGUGAAGCGAGAAGACAAGAAGGCUAAGCCAGAUAUGAGAUCGGCAUUGCAAAGACCGACGGAACAACCAAAAAUGGCGCCUAGCAAAGACGACGCUUAUAUGCAGUUUAUGAAAGAAAUGGAAGGUUUAUUAUAGGAUAUUAGGUUAAGUAAUAUUAAUUAAUUAAAUAAACAAAAAUAGGUAUCGAC